CCGGCCCGGAGCCGGUGGGUGCCCAGCCCGGCGGCGCUCGGAGCCAGCCCGGCGCGGGCACCCGCCGGCAGCGAUGCCGCUCGCCCAGCUGGCCGAGCCCUGGCCCGACAUGGAGCUGGUGCAUCUGGACACGGAGAACGGGCAGCCAGCUCCAGAAGAAGGUGGGAAUCCUCCAUGCCAGGCAAAGUCUGACAUCACUUGGCUAGAGAAAGACCUGGUGGACUCUGCAGACAAGGGGGAAGGUGUUGUGCAGGAAAUCAACAUCACACACCAUGUGAAGGAGGGCUCUGAGAAGGCUGAUCCAUCACAGUUUGAGCUCCUGAAGGUGCUGGGACAGGGCUCUUUUGGCAAGGUUUUCUUGGUGAGAAAAAUAACUCCUCCAGACACCAACCACCUCUAUGCCAUGAAAGUGCUGAAGAAGGCGACGCUGAAAGUGCGGGACCGACUGAGGACAAAGAUAGAAAGGGACAUCCUGGCUGAUGUCAACCAUCCCUUUGUGGUGAAACUCCACUACGCAUUCCAGACAGAGGGGAAGCUGUACCUCAUCUUGGAUUUCCUCAGAGGAGGUGACCUUUUCACUCGGCUUUCCAAAGAGGUCAUGUUCACUGAGGAGGAUGUGAAGUUCUACCUGGCAGAGCUGGCACUGGGACUCGACCACUUGCACAGCCUGGGGAUCAUCUACAGGGACCUCAAGCCAGAGAACAUCCUCUUGGAUGAAGAGGGGCACAUCAAACUCACAGAUUUUGGUUUGAGCAAGGAGGCCAUAGACCACGAGAAGAAAGCCUACUCGUUCUGUGGGACCGUGGAGUACAUGGCCCCGGAGGUGGUCAAUCGCCAGGGCCACUCGCACAGUGCUGACUGGUGGUCCUACGGGGUCCUCAUGUUUGAAAUGCUCACGGGGGCACUGCCCUUCCAGGGGAAGGACCGUAAGGAGACAAUGACCCUCAUCCUCAAAGCGAAACUGGGCAUGCCACAGUUCCUGAGCGCUGAGGCUCAGAGUCUCCUGCGAGCCCUUUUCAAAAGGAAUCCAGCCAACAGAUUAGGGUCUGGGCCAGAUGGGGCAGAGGAGAUCAAGCGUCACCCUUUCUACUCCACCAUCGACUGGAAUAAGCUGUACCGCAGGGAAAUCAAACCCCCUUUCAAGCCUGCAGUGGGCCAGCCAGAUGACACCUUUUAUUUUGACACAGAGUUCACGUCACGGACACCAAAAGAUUCCCCGGGUGUGCCCCCGAGUGCAGGGGCCCAUCAGCUCUUCCGAGGCUUCAGUUUCGUGGCAACCGGGUUAAUGGAGGAUGGCAAAGUCCACCCUCCCCAGCCUGCCCUGAAUUCGGUUGUGCAGCAGCUGCACGGCAAGAACGUCCAGUUCAGCGAUGGGUACGUGGUGAAGGAGGCCAUCGGCGUCGGCUCCUACUCCGUCUGCAAACGCUGCAUCCACAAGGCCACCAACAUGGAGUACGCAGUCAAGGUAAUUGACAAGAGCAAGCGAGACCCUUCUGAGGAGAUUGAGAUCCUGCUGCGGUACGGGCAGCACCCAAACAUCAUCACCCUGAAAGAUGUGUACGAUGAUGGGAAGUACGUGUACCUGGUGACCGAGCUCAUGAGGGGAGGGGAGCUGCUGGAUAAAAUCCUCAGACAGAAAUUUUUCUCAGAGAGAGAAGCCAGUUCAGUCCUGCACAUGAUCUGUAAAACAGUGGAGUAUCUGCAUUCCCAAGGGGUGGUUCACAGGGACCUGAAGCCCAGCAAUAUCCUCUACGUGGAUAAAUCAGGGAACCCUGAGAGCAUCCGAAUUUGUGACUUUGGCUUUGCCAAGCAGCUCAGGGCUGAGAACGGGCUCCUCAUGACCCCCUGUUACACAGCAAACUUCGUGGCACCCGAGGUCCUGAAACGCCAAGGCUACGACGAGGGCUGUGACAUCUGGAGCUUGGGGGUGCUGCUGUACACGAUGUUGGCAGGCUGCACUCCCUUUGCAAAUGGUCCCAGUGACACUCCGGAAGAGAUCCUGACACGGAUAGGAGGGGGGAAGUUCUCCAUCAGUGGGGGCAAUUGGGACACUAUUUCUGACAUGGCCAAGGAUCUGGUAUCAAAGAUGCUCCACGUAGAUCCUCACCAGCGUCUCACAGCCAAGCAGGUCCUGCAGCAUCCUUGGAUAACCCAGAAGGACAGUUUACCCCAGAGCCAGCUCAAUCACCAGGACAUUCAGCUUGUAAAGGGCGCCAUGGCUGCCACGUACUCGGCGCUGAACAGCUCCAAGCCAAGCCCUCAGCUGAAGCCCAUCGAAUCCUCCAUCCUGGCACAGAGGCGGGUGAAGAAGCUCCCCUCCACCACCCUGUGAGGCCCCACGGUGCAGGAACAGCCCGGAUUUUGCACACCUGCGGAAGAGGGAGACAGGGGACGGGCAAGGUCUGCACAGGGGCUCCCCUGGGGACUUGCUCUCAAGAGGCCAAGUGCCUUCCUGCUCCUGAAAGACUGGCUCUUCCUCAUGUGGACUUAUCUUUGCUGAAGAACUUCACUGUAAAACUUUUUUGACGUGUAAAUUGUCGAUUUAUAAAGAAAUCCAUCUGUGUAUAUGAGAACUAGAAUGUAUAACUGAUGUCAAGUGGCACUAAAAAGCAGCUCUGAUUCACCCUUCCCUGUGUAGGACCAGGUAUUUGUUGUUGCUACAGCAUUUCUUGGAACUGAUCCUCUCCAGCUCCACAGCAGCUGGAAGACUGUGUCACACUUGGGGUUUAGGCUUUGGGGCUUUUCCUCCCUCAAACCUUUGGAUGCAUUUCCCAAAGCCAACCCUGCAGCCUCCCAGCCAGCAGCACUCGUGUCCAUGAAGGACCUCCCUCCCCUCCAAGUCCUGUGUGUUUGUUCCAUGUAAUGUGGAUUUUGCAGCCUCUGUUUCUCCCUCUCUCCCGUGCUCCCCCAGCCCAGCUGGCAGCUCAGAUCUCUGAACAAAACACAUCACAUUUUUUCCAAGCCCUCCUGCAGAUGCUCAGCAGGCCAGGACACCUCCUAGAUUUGGCUCAUUCCUUCCCUCUGCUCUCCUAUCUCCAUGCUCUCCCAUCACUGCGGAGUUUGUCACCUGUGCAGGGGGAUGACAACAGAACCUUGUCCCUGGCAAACCUUUGGGCUGGCUCUGGCUGCUGCUUUUACCACUUGGGGUUUUCCUUCCCCUCAGUAGGAACCUCUGAACAAAACCACCCUUUAUUUUUUAAUUUAACUUUGUUUUCCAGCCGUGACUCAGGGUUUCUUUCUGACUCGUACAAUAAACGUGUCAUUCGGGGGCCGUCCUGUGACUGUGAGCUGCAGAACCAGCGACCCCCGGCGGUUCCCGGGCAUUUCCCGCUCUUCCCAGGUUGUUCCUCCCUGCUAUGCGGGGACAGUGCUCCUUGUCUGCCUUCUGGAAAAGCUGCAAAGCUUUUGAUCAGGCCCUGAAAACCAGCAGUGCUGCUUAGGGCAGCCUCUCAUGCUACCUUCUCUCAGUGGGAGGUGACCAGAACAGUCCUGGAAUGAGGCAAGAACCAACAGAAAUGGGGAAUUUCUUACUCAGGACACUUUUGGCUUAUAGAAACCAACACUUGGAGACAAACUGUGCUAGAAAUAAAUACCCACCCCAGUCUGACCUGCAAGGAACUGCCAGAGCUCCAUGGUUCCAUGGUGGCAGUUUCUGGGAGCAGCAGGAUUGCUACAAGGGCUGCAAACAGAGCUCAAGGAUGUGACUGGAGCCAGAAAAGAUUCUCAUGUGAAUUUCUGCUACUUUUAGCUGAUCAUGUCACAAGAGAGGAAACUUGGUUUUCUGUUCAGUCCAGUUGGCUCUAAAAUGAAGAAUUCCAUACAAAUAAUUAUGUGAGAUGCAGAGUGCUCUUCUCCUGUACCCUCAUCCAAGCAGGUCCUGUGAGCAGCCACUGAGAAGCUGAAAUAGUCACAAUUUCUUUCUCUCUGUAUUCCAAGUGCAGCCUGAGUUUCCAGUGCUUCUGAGAGGAGGAGGCCAGCUCCAGUCCACAGUGGAUCUUCUUACUGGUAUUGUCACCAACCCCAGCAGACAGGAAUUUAAUGUUUUGCUGAGAUUUGGGGAGGGGGACACUCCACCACCCAAAAUGCCUUCCUUAAAAAUACUUGUGGCAUAAUGUUCCCUACAACUCCACAGUGACUCUUGUGCCAGUGCUGUGCAAAUGGUAGGUGCAACCUGCAACCAACACAAUAAUCACAUUUUUCUGCAGCUGGGCUCAGGCCCUUUGGGUGUUGCAGGGACCUCCACAGAUUUUCAGAAUAUUUCCUACAUUAUGUUUCGAGGGAAGGUCUGGAGUGGUGGAUAGGUUGGAUGCCAACCCACCAUGGGUGGGUGGGGAUCAGUGCUCUUAAACCCUGGGGUUUAGGGGGUCUUAAACCAAUUACUUGUCCUGGUUUGGGGAAUAACUGUUUAUCUGUAUGAAGUUGCAAAUGUUUUCAAAUAUUAGUCAGGAAAAACAUUACAGCCCUUGCUAAAUCCUCCCUGUGAUGUGCUGGUGUGAGGCCAGCUGGGGACAAGUCAGGGGUGUGGGGACAACCAGGUGCAGAUCAGUGUGGGCAGGGGGAGAGCAGCCCUCAGCUGCUGCAGGUUCUGCCCGGCCAUGAGACGAUACCUGGGGUGUCAGACCCCAAAACCAGGAGCAUCAAACCCCUCUGCCACCCUUGGGUCUCUAAUCAGAAGAACUUUGUGCUUGGUCAGCUGGAGCUUCUGAAACCCCCAUCCCCUUGGAGAACAGAGAGAACAAGAAGGGCUACACCUUCCUCUCCAGAGGGCUUUUAACUGCAUUGUUCUGAGUUAUCCAUAAGUAAAAUAAGCCUUGAUUUUUAGUUCCAGAUCAACCAAGUGCUGUUACUUUUUUAAUUGCAGUGCUCAAUAAAAUUGGACUUGUGAAUUUUCUGUAUAUGAGGGCUGUAG
Camarhynchus parvulus is the source of this 4909-nucleotide messenger RNA. It is a transcript of the gene RPS6KA1, whose product is annotated as ribosomal protein S6 kinase A1. Gene Ontology annotation, biological process: protein phosphorylation; positive regulation of DNA-templated transcription; intracellular signal transduction. The coding region runs from base 74 to 2332 and encodes 752 amino acids. The transcript is spliced from 23 exons. Gene Ontology annotation, molecular function: ribosomal protein S6 kinase activity; ATP binding; magnesium ion binding. Lineage: Eukaryota; Metazoa; Chordata; Aves; Passeriformes; Thraupidae. The record is from RefSeq and is a predicted model, not a curated record.